UUGUGGUCACGCUGCACAUGUAUUGUGGCGAUACAAACCCAACUUUUUUUUUAGCGUUGCUUAGCUAUUCAAUUAAAAAAAUGUCAUACUUACUUACGGAGAUUGCCUUAGAAAUGUUAGGCUAUAAAUUUUACGAUACGAAUGGAGAUUUUCAUUUAACGAACUUCCAGCAAUCAAUGACUGCUGUGAAAAGCGAUUUACAUUCUGAUGAGCCAUCCUUAAUGGAUUUUAUUCACCAGACAUCGAAUACCGAAUCCGAAUCGAGUCUAAUUUGUGGACAAAGCAAAGAUACGUAUGAACCGUCUUCUUUAGAUCCGUCAACUAAGUCGUUGAUAUCAGUUGAUGUACGGAGAGCACCUGCUCGAGCGUUGGCAAAGAUGAUGAAGCAUGAAAGUGGCAAAAUCUUCAAUGAUUUUACAAAAAGGAAUUCCAGAAAAUUCAGUAAUUCUGGUACUUCUGAAGCAAUAUCUAAUAUGACGGCAGUCCCAGCGACCAAGUCUCGUACUUCAGCCAAUGCAUUGUCUAACAUUUUGGACUACGAAAUCACAACUAUUCGAGGCCAAAUAUCACAACGCCUGGAAGCAUCUUUGCAGAAAAGCGUAACUUCAAACAAAGAAGUAUUUCACAGACAUUGCUGUUCAGUGGAAAAAAAUAGAAUUAUAGAGGACGCUAAUGGAAUGAAGAAGUUUCGAUUAAUUUUGGAAGAACGCUUGCGUCGAAUUGAUCCUCGUCCAUAUGCAACAUACAAAAGAACAUUUGGAUUAGAAUAGUUGAAAUCAAUAAGAGUAAUAUGUAUUCCUCAAAACAUUUAACAUUUUGUGUAAUUUGACUAUUAAAUAUUAUCAAUGUAUUUUCUAGCCUUAUUUUCAGUGCAACUGGUCACACUGUUGGAAGUGCAUAAUAAUACUUGUCACAUAACGGCUUGUUCUCCAUACACAAAAUAAGAAAUUGCUCAUAUCAGGGGUGCCACGAAAAUCUCACAAACGAGACCAUAGGUGCUCCAAAAUCUUAAGAUAUUUUAAUGUUCCGAGUGUUUUGUCUGUCUAAUAAGCAAAACAUGAACGGCAAAAAAAAAAUGGUUGCCCUUCUUCAAAAACAUGUUUUAAAACAAACUAUCGAAUCUGUCUUUAUUUUCAGUGUCAAA
This is a messenger RNA of Drosophila sulfurigaster albostrigata, 1144 nucleotides long. RefSeq lists its product as uncharacterized. The transcript has a single exon. Bases 18 to 770 code for a protein of 250 amino acids. The record is from RefSeq and is a predicted model, not a curated record. Lineage: Eukaryota; Metazoa; Arthropoda; Insecta; Diptera; Drosophilidae.